This is a messenger RNA of Opisthorchis viverrini, 891 nucleotides long. RefSeq lists its product as hypothetical. NCBI's taxonomy places the organism in Eukaryota, Metazoa, Platyhelminthes, Trematoda, Opisthorchiida, Opisthorchiidae. Bases 1 to 891 code for a protein of 296 amino acids. The transcript is spliced from 7 exons. Gene Ontology annotation, molecular function: protein binding. The record is from RefSeq and is a predicted model, not a curated record.
AUGCCCGACACAUCAUCGAUACGACGACCCAGGCUCACUCCAGCGACAAAAUAUGAAUUGACCGUAUCAGCGGCAACCAGGGGAGGCAAUGGUCCAGACUCGCCGCUGGUCACGUUCACAACAGAAGCGCGGGAGGCUGAAGUUGACAGGGGAUCACAACAAACAGACGCGGGCUACAUAAUGUCAGGGGACAAUGCAGGAAAUCAUCCGAAUGUGGGGGAACGCAGCCCUCUAUCCUCUGAUCGAGGGAAACUGUCAUCACAUUUGCGUGCGGUGGAAAAUCUUCGCUACAUCGAUGAUGAAGAAAACCUACUUUUACUCUGGUCACCACCAGUCAACUCAAAAUCUCUGAGUGGAUCGGACAGUCUGGCAAUGGAAAUCGAUCAUUACCUGAUAAAAUGGGGUAAACUAUAUCCGGGACCCAACAUCGCCAGGGUGGCUGCAGAUCAAUCGCGAUUUUUGAUUGAUAACCUAGCUUUAACACCCUUUUGGUGUCACCCUUUUGCCAAGUCACCCAAAGGAAGCACGAGGGCUGGGAUAUUGUUAGGUUGCCUAAGUCUAGAUAGGGGAAUUCCAGAUGCAGAAGUUGGGUUUGAAUCACAGACCGUCUGGUCAGUAAAUGCACUGAGCCAUCGCGCCUCCCCCUUUUGUCACCCAAAGGAAGCACGAGGGCUGGGAUAUUAUAGGGGAAUUCCAGAUGCAGAAGUUGGGUUUGAAUCACAGACCGUCUGGUCAAUGUGUCAGAUUAGUAAACGUGACCCGAACCUUGCAGAUUCGUGCAUUGAACUGAUCAGUAACGCUAAAAUCAGAACUACUACAACUUCGAAGAUACACAAGACCUUCCACAGCAUCCACUAUCUCUCCCUGGUGUGUAAGUGGCGUGUUCAGUGA